UACCCAUUGUGAAUUUUAGCGCUUUAGGGACGACUGUUAACCAACGUGAUAGCAAGCUAUACAUGUUAAUAGUAUCGGCCUUGAAUUCAAUCUAAUAAAGUGCAUAUAAUAGUUUAUAAAAACGAGAUAUAAAGAGAUGAACAGUCGACUGCAAGAGAUCCGCGAACGACAAAAACUGAGGCGGCAGCUUUUAGCUCAACAGUUGGGAGCUGAAAGUGCAGACAGUAUCGGAGCUGUACUGAACAGUAAAGAUGAACUGAAGGAGAUAGAGGAGACAAGAGAAACAUGCAGGGCUUCACUUGAUAGUCUAGUAGCACCUUCCAAAAGGAAGGCACAGACGGAAGGAGAGGAACCUGAGGAAGAUGUGGAAGAACAAAAGGAUGUGGUGGAGGUGCAGCAGCCAGAUGAAAGCAACCCAUAUGAGGAAGUGUACAAGGACUCCAGUACUUUCCUUAAGGGUACCCAGAGUUUGAACCCUCACAAUGACUACUGUCAGCACUUUGUUGACACAGGGCACAGGCCUCAAAACUUCAUUAGAGAUGUUGGCUUGGCUGACAGAUUUGAAGAAUACCCCAAACUGCGAGAGCUAAUCAGACUGAAGGAUGAACUCAUCUCCACCACAAACACCCCUCCCAUGUACCUCCAGGCUGACCCAGAGCACUUUGAUCUGCAGGACUUACAGUGCAAGUUUGAUGUCAUUCUGCUCGAGCCUCCUUUAGAGGAAUACUACAGAGAAUCAGGCAUCAGCCACACUGAACGUUUUUGGAACUGGGAUGACAUUAUGAAACUGGAAAUUGAGGAGAUAUCAGCUCUACGAUCCUUCGUCUUCCUUUGGUGUGGCUCUGGGGAAGGCUUGGACUUGGGUAGAAUGUGUUUGAGGAAGUGGGGCUUUAGGCGUUGUGAGGAUAUCUGUUGGAUAAAGACUAACAAGAACAACCCAGGCAAGACCAAGGCCCUGGACCCAAAAGCAGUAUUCCAGAGGACCAAGGAACACUGCCUCAUGGGAAUCAAAGGAACGGUGCGCAGGAGUACUGAUGGUGACUUUAUCCAUGCCAACGUGGACAUUGACUUGAUCAUUACAGAGGAGCCAGAGAUGGGUAAUGUGGAGAAGCCUGUGGAGAUCUUCCACAUCAUCGAACACUUCUGUUUGGGCCGCAGAAGGUUGCACCUGUUUGGACGGGACUCAACUAUAAGACCAGGCUGGCUGACAGUGGGUCCGACGUUGACGAACAGUAACUUUAACCCAGAAACAUACGCCUCACACUUCGGCUUGCCCAGCUCCCACCUCUCUGGCUGCACCGAGGAAAUAGAGAGAUUGCGGCCUAAAUCUCCCCCCAAUAAGCUUAAGUCAGAUCGUGGUGGUGGAGCACCAAGAGGCGGACGUGGUGGGCCGAAUGCAGGAAGAGGCGGAGACAGGGGCCGGGAAAGAAAUCGGCCAAACUUCCGUGGUGACAGGGGAGGGUUCAGGGGCAGGGGAGGGCCUCACAGGGGUUUCCCUCCUCGCUAGAGAAUGAGCUUUCCCACUGUAUGCUAGGAAUUUCUAUCUGCAUUGUCUACAGUUGGUAUGGUUGUUAAAAAACUGGGCUUUAUGAUCUUCUAUUGUUAAUGGCUGACAUUCCCCAUAAACUACUGAGCCCUCCACCUUUGGAACAUCUGGAUUUAAAUGCUCAUUUUGAUAGACACAACACAGUCCAAGUAUGUUUAGUGUAUGACAGUUGACAUGUUGCGGUUUGUUUUAACCUUUUUUUUUUUUCAUAGUCCUUCUAAAUAAACUAUCUAAAUAAACAUUCUUUCUGCUA
Molecule: messenger RNA, 1799 nt
Organism: Labrus mixtus (cuckoo wrasse)
Lineage: Eukaryota; Metazoa; Chordata; Actinopteri; Labriformes; Labridae
Gene: mettl14
Product: methyltransferase 14, N6-adenosine-methyltransferase subunit
Exons: 11
Coding region: 137-1507 (456 amino acids)
Cellular component (GO): RNA N6-methyladenosine methyltransferase complex; nucleus
Molecular function (GO): mRNA binding
Source: RefSeq, a predicted model, not a curated record